AUGAAGUUCUCCACUGCCAUCGUUUCCGCCCUUGCGGCCGUUGUCUCUGCUGCCCCUACCAAGGAGGUUGCUCCCCGCGGCAUCUUUGAUGCUUCCCAGUUCAACAACUUCCAGUUCAACAACCUGGACCUGAACUACCUGAGCGUCGUCAACGGCCUCGACUUCAACAUCCUGCAGCAGCUCGCCUCUGUCAACAACUUCAACAUCAACGGAUUCCAGAACGUCUUCGCCGGAAACGUCUUCGACAUCAACGCCCUGCUCCAGCUUCAGCAGAUCCAGCAGCUGAUCCAGCUCCAGCAACUCGGUGUCUUGGGCGGCUUUGACCUCAGCACCUUGGCCCUUAACAACGUCAACUUUGGCCUCAUCAACGCCGUUGGUGGUAUCGACUUGACGCAAUUCAUCGACUCGUCUCUGAUCCCCCAGAUCCAGACCAUCGUCCAACAACAGGUUACUACUGUCAUCAAGGAAUAG
Messenger RNA from Neoarthrinium moseri, 471 nucleotides. RefSeq lists its product as uncharacterized. The record is from RefSeq and is a predicted model, not a curated record. The transcript is spliced from 2 exons. The coding region runs from base 1 to 471 and encodes 156 amino acids. Lineage: Eukaryota; Fungi; Ascomycota; Sordariomycetes; Amphisphaeriales; Apiosporaceae.